CAAACACCUAAUCAAUAAUAAUGGAACCUUGCAAGCAAGUUGCAUAAAUCUGUGGUUGAAAAUACGCCUACGUACGUGAAUGUUUGCUCACAAUUAUUGAACACCUACUUGCUGAGUUCCUACUACCAUUGCUUUUAUUCUCAAAGGUCUCCAGCUUGGUUCAGCACUCACUCUUUCUAAACUAAUUUCUCAUCAUCUUAUCAUUUCACUUUCAACUCUUUAAUUUGUUUUCACAAAAACAAUGGCUGACGCUUUGCUUGGAGUUGUGUUUGAAAAUUUGACGUCUCUCCUUCAAAAUGAAUUUUCAACCAUUUCUGGAAUUAAGUCAAAGGCUCAAAAGCUAUCAGACAACUUAGUUCGCAUCAAGGCUGUUCUUGAAGAUGCUGAGAAGAAACAAUUCAAAGAACUCUCUAUUAAGCUAUGGUUACAAGACCUCAAAGAUGCUGUUUAUGUGCUCGAUGAUAUCCUUGAUGAGUACUCGAUUAAGUCUUGUCGACUGAGAGGAUGUACCUCUUUCAAACCAAAGAACAUCAUGUUUCGCCAUGAGAUUGGUAACAGGUUAAAAGAGAUUACAAGGAGGUUAGAUGAUAUUGCUGAAAGUAAGAACAAGUUUUCUCUACAGAUGGGUGGAACUCUUAGGGAAAUCCCAGAUCAAGUAGCUGAAGGGCGCCAAACCGGCUCCAUUAUUGCUGAACCAAAAGUGUUUGGACGAGAAGUUGAUAAAGAAAAGAUUGCUGAGUUUCUUCUCACCCAAGCAAGGGACUCUGACUUCCUUUCCGUCUAUCCCAUAGUUGGUUUAGGUGGUGUUGGAAAAACAACUCUUGUUCAAUUGGUCUACAAUGAUGUUAGGGUGAGUGACAAUUUUGAAAAAAAAAUUUGGGUUUGUGUUUCUGAGACUUUCUCGGUAAAGAGGAUUUUGUGUUCUAUUAUAGAAUCUAUCACAUUAGAGAAGUGUCCUGACUUUGAGUAUGCUGUAAUGGAAAGAAAGGUGCAAGGAUUGUUGCAAGGGAAAAGAUAUUUGUUGGUUUUGGAUGAUGUAUGGAAUCAAAAUGAACAAUUGGAAUCAGGGUUAACACGAGAGAAAUGGAACAAAUUGAAACCUGUGUUGUCUUGUGGAUCCAAAGGUAGUUCCAUUUUAUUGUCCACCCGUGAUGAAGUUGUUGCAACAAUCACAGGAACAUGCCAAACUCAUCAUCGUUUGUCUUCUCUCUCUGAUAGUGAAUGUUGGCUGUUGUUCGAACAAUAUGCAUUUGGACAUUACAAAGAAGAGCGUGCUGAUCUCGUGGCAAUAGGAAAGGAGAUAGUAAAGAAAUGUAAUGGAUUGCCUCUUGCAGCAAAAGCAUUGGGAAGUUUAAUGAACUCAAGGAAAGAUGAAAAGGAAUGGCUUAAAAUUAAAGAUAGUGAACUUUGGGAUUUAUCAGAUGAAAAUUCCAUUUUGCCUGCUUUGAGGUUGAGUUACUUUUAUUUACCGGCAGCCCUAAAACAAUGUUUCUCUUUUUGUGCUAUAUUUCCCAAAGAUGCAGAAAUCCUAAAGGAAAAAUUGAUUUGGCUUUGGAUGGCUAAUGGAUUGAUUUCAUCUAGGGGUAAUAUGGAGGUUGAAGAUGUUGGCAUCAUGGUUUGGGAUGAAUUGUAUCAAAAAUCAUUCUUUCAAGAUAGAAAAAUGGAUGAAUUUUCUGGCGACAUUUCAUUCAAGAUUCAUGAUCUUGUCCAUGAUCUUGCUCAAUCAGUAAUGGGGCAAGAAUGUAUGUAUUUGGAGAAUGCAAACUUGACUAGUUUGUCGAAAAGCACACACCAUAUUAGUUUUGACAAUAACGACUCGUUAUCCUUCGACAAGGAUGCUUUCAAAAUAGUUGAAUCCUUGCGAACAUGGUUUGAGUUGUGUAGUAUUUUGUCAAAAGAAAAACAUGAUUACUUCCCAACAAACCUUUCUCUUCGGGUUUUACGCACAUCCUUUAUCCAGAUGCCAUCACUAGGGAGUUUAAUUCAUUUAAGGUAUUUGGAACUUCGUUCUCUUGAUAUAAAAAAGUUGCCUAACUCAAUUUACAACUUACAAAAACUGGAAAUCUUGAAAAUAAAACGCUGUCGUAAACUGAGUUGUCUCCCAAAACGCUUGGCUUGCUUACAAAAUCUUAGACAUAUAGUCAUUGACAGAUGUAAAUCUUUGUCUCUCAUGUUUCCUAACAUUGGAAAAUUAACUUGUCUAAGAACAUUAAGUGUGUACAUUGUUAGUUUAGAGAAAGGGAAUAGCUUGACAGAGUUACGUGAUCUAAACCUCGGUGGAAAACUGAGUAUCAAAGGAUUAAACAAUGUUGGCAGUUUAUCUGAAGCUGAAGCGGCUAAUUUGAUGGGUAAAAAAGACCUUCAUGAAUUAUGCUUGUCAUGGGUAUACAAGGAGGAAUCUACGGUUAGUGCUGAGCAAGUACUUGAAGUGCUUCAACCUCACUCAAAUCUCAAAUGCUUGACAAUAAAUUACUAUGAAGGAUUAUCGUUACCAAGUUGGAUAAUUAUUCUUAGUAAUUUAAUUUCUCUUGAACUUGAGAUUUGCAACAAAAUUGUGCGGCUUCCGUUACUUGGUAAACUACCAUCUCUAAAAAAACUAAGAUUAUAUGGUAUGAAUAAUCUGAAAUACUUGGAUGAUGAUGAAUCUGAGUAUGGUAUGGAGGUGAGCGUUUUCCCAUCUCUAGAGGAACUCAACUUAAAAUCCCUACCAAACAUAGAGGGAUUAUUGAAAGUGGAAAGAGGGGAGAUGUUUCCUUGUCUUUCUAAGUUGGAUAUCUGGGAUUGCCCUGAACUUGGACUGCCAUGUCUUCCAUCUCUUAAAUCCCUCCAUUUAUGGGAAUGUAACAAUGAGUUACUGAGGUCAAUCUCUACCUUCCGUGGUCUUACUCAGCUUACCCUAAAUAGUGGUGAAGGAAUAACAUCCUUACCAGAGGAGAUGUUCAAAAACCUUACUUCUCUUCAAUCUCUGUGUAUCAAUUGUUGUAAUGAGUUGGAGUCCUUACCAGAGCAAAACUGGGAAGGUCUUCAAUCCCUUCGAGCUCUACAGAUUUGGGGUUGUAGAGGAUUGCGAUGCUUGCCGGAGGGUAUUCGACACCUCACUUCUCUUGAGCUUCUUGAUAUCAUUGAUUGCCCAACAUUAGAGGAACGAUGCAAAGAGGGAACAUGGGAGGAUUGGGACAAGAUAGCUCAUAUUCCAAAAAUACUGUUUACAGAGGAUUAAGAAGCAGAGACGUUUACCCUUAUCUGCCUCAAUCACAAUCGCAAAAUUCAAUUUUACUGAAUGAGCACCAGAAUCUUUAUACAUGAAAGAUAUUUCACUGCUCAACUAAAGUUACAAAUGUUCUAAUUCAGGAUUGCCUUCAACACACAAGACAAAUAACGGGAUUAAUGGAACAAACAUACCCAAUGACGAAGACGAAGUCUUUUAGAGUGGAGGAAGCGACAAUGGGUCCAGUAGUGGUAUCGAGGAUUGCGAUUUUGAUAAUCAAGAACAAAGAUCAUGGCAAAAGAUACAAUUACUUUGUUGGGUCAUUUUAGGUUGGAAAAAGGCUCGUGUUUUUGGGAUCUAUGAUAGCUUGUAAAAUAGCAGCAAUUGUUCCUGAUAGAGUUCUCUCCCUGACAGGAGAUUUUCAAUGUUUUCCAGAGGAAUCACUUGCUUUCUCUGUUUUUGUAUGGAAUAUGUCUACGAGUAAAAUUAUUGUGAGAAUUGGGCCAUAUCUUUAGAAUUGAUGCUGAGCUUGUUAAUGCAACAAAUCAAAAUUCUUGGUUCAAGCUAUUAGCCAGAUAUGUUGUGGAAUGCUGCUGAAUCACAGCCAUGUUUGUGUCGGACAAUGUUAUUGAUCAAGUUGUGUUGUGUCCACUGCUUUUCCUGAAAGCAAGAGGAUGCUUCAGCUGAACCACAGAAACUAUAAAAGGUGAUGAUUUUGGAUGAUAUGAAAUAGCUGAGACAUUUUUUAAGAGACUUGAUUUAUGUGAACCUUGUGAUUUUGUCUCAGACGAAAUCGAUUAAAAUUGUCAACCUUAUGGGUCAGAUUAUUGUUAUCGCAUCUCCACUUCCGUUGAUGCUGGUGAUGGUCCUUCAUUUAUGAAAUAGCCCUUUCAUGUAUAAUAUAUUUAUGAAAGAGUCGGAGUUUCAUGUUUGAUCAGGGGAAACACCAAUAUUAGGAAUGAAGUUUGCUGCUGAAGAUAUCAAUUUCCUUUAACUGAUAGCUCUUUGCUGGUUAUGGUUAAUUUCAAGGCAAGGGACUGAAUGUAUUUUGGCCUGAAAAAUCAAUCUCCAAAGAAGGCAGUGAACAAUGGUGAUCCAUCCAACACAUGAGGUUGAAAAGAGUUAUAUAUAGCUUCUCCUAAGCCUCAGGAGGUUGUCCUUGAUUUUACAAUAUCUACUAAAUGGAAGGGGGUAGAGAAGUAUAUACCAUUGAUGUAACCAUCCACUAAGCAAUACACACAACCACAAAGGACUUGAGGAGUUAAUGAAUAGUCCGGUGCAACAGUCGUGCGAAAAAAAGCAACAGAUGAAGUCUCAACAAACUUGAGUUCAUUAUCAUCAGUACACAUGAAUGAUCCUUAGAAGGGACUUCAGCUUGAGGAUAUAUAAUAUUGAUUACCUUCACAAAUUAGCUUCCACUGAAUAUAUUUAAGAACUCAUCCUUGUUUUAUUUCAAAUUCUUGUUUCUUAUCUGUUCAGUAAGUGAACUUGUUAUAAAUAUCCCUGUGUCUGGGGAGUUUGUUUAUAAUAUUUCAUGAUAAGAACUAGGAUUCGAUAAAAAAAAGAAAGAAAAAAAAAGUUCAUGAUUGGUAAA
This is a messenger RNA of Medicago truncatula (barrel medic), 4802 nucleotides long. Its product is annotated as putative disease resistance protein RGA1. The transcript has 9 exons. The record is from RefSeq and is a predicted model, not a curated record. Bases 242 to 3220 code for a protein of 992 amino acids. Gene Ontology annotation, molecular function: ADP binding; protein binding. Lineage: Eukaryota; Viridiplantae; Streptophyta; Magnoliopsida; Fabales; Fabaceae.